GACAAAAAUGAACAAUCUGUCACCAUUUUUCAUAAAUAUUUAUUUCCGAAUUUACAUUUUGAACUUCGAUCAACGCUUUAAUUCCUUUUACAGUUAUGUGCAUUAGUUUGAUAAGUUCAAUACGUAGAACAAUAGUGAUUUGUAGUUUCCCUAGAAUCAUGGCAUCGCGGCAAUCGAGUGACAUGCCAAAGUUUAAAGAAGCCUUAAAGUCGGCUAAAGAAGUUGUGAUCUUAUCUGGAGCCGGUAUUAGCGCGGAAUCUGGAAUACCAACGUUUCGGGGUGCUGGUGGUUUCUGGAGGAAAUACCAAGCUGCGAAUCUGGCCACCCCUGGGGCCUUUAGAACGAGUCCUAGUUUGGUAUGGGAGUUUUAUCACUACAGGAGAGAAGUUGCUGCUAAAGCUCAGCCUAAUCCCGGUCACAUAGCAAUUGCUCAAUAUGAAGCCAAGUACAGCAAAGACAAAACAAUAACUGUAAUCACACAAAAUGUGGAUGGGUUACAUGUUAGAGCUGGCACCAAGAAUUUAAUAGAACUCCAUGGAAAUCUGUACAAAACUAGAUGUACCAAAUGUAAGGAGGUUUUAGUCAAUAAUGAUAGUCCUAUCUGUGAGGCUUUAGAAGGAAAGGGUGCCCCAGAUGCAACAGUAGUAGGUUCUGAUAUCCCAGUGAAAUCUUUGCCACAUUGCAAAAAAACUGGCUGUGGUGGACUACUAAGGCCUCAUAUAGUUUGGUUUGGGGAGAAUUUGGACCCUGCUGUGAUGGAAAAAGCUCAAGCAGCAAUGGCCACCUGUGACAUAUGUCUAGUAGUUGGAACAUCAUCAGUGGUCUACCCAGCAGCCAUGUUUGCUCCCCAAGCGGCUGCCAGAGGUGCAGUUGUAGCAGAGUUUAACAUAGAGCCUACACCUGCUACAUCAGACUUCCAUUAUUAUUUUGAAGGACCUUGUGGUACAACUUUACCAGAAGCUUUGGCAGACUAGAGCUAGACAAAGUUU
Helicoverpa armigera (cotton bollworm) is the source of this 989-nucleotide messenger RNA. RefSeq names its product NAD-dependent protein deacylase sirtuin-5, mitochondrial. Gene Ontology annotation, cellular component: nucleus. Lineage: Eukaryota; Metazoa; Arthropoda; Insecta; Lepidoptera; Noctuidae. Gene Ontology annotation, molecular function: histone deacetylase activity, NAD-dependent; NAD+ binding; protein-malonyllysine demalonylase activity. The record is from RefSeq and is a predicted model, not a curated record. Bases 96 to 974 code for a protein of 292 amino acids. The transcript has 4 exons.